Messenger RNA from Pelodiscus sinensis (Chinese soft-shelled turtle), 3485 nucleotides. The record is from RefSeq and is a predicted model, not a curated record. Lineage: Eukaryota; Metazoa; Chordata; Testudines; Trionychidae.
AUCAUAGUUUAUGAAGUCAAAGGGAGGCUGACUUACUUUUGUAAGAGGACUCAGAACAAUGGGAGAAGAAACAAAGAUGUUUACCAUGAGGCUUCACAUUAACUUCUUAACCAAAUCCUUUUCUAGAGUGAGUCAUUUUCCUUCUUGUCCUUUUUUUUCCCUCCACUGAGGCCAAAUUGUAUACUUCAGACUCCAGCAUUCUCCUGGGAGGGGCAGUAUGGAUCCUAGGAAAGUUCAUAGUGAGAUGCAGUACUUACCAAAACUGAAUCAGGACUUUAUACAUUCUGAAGAGCGCCGUUUCCUUUGGGAGUCAGCGGAAAGCAUAGAAAAUUCCAUGUCUCCCACUUCAAGCCAUACAACUGCAGGGAAGAUGGUCACUGCAGCAGAUAAGCUCCUGAAAGAGACUGGGAACAAGGAGACUGAUUUGGAAAUUGAUGCAGAGGAGGUGAAGGAAGCAGACCAAUAUGAUCACCAAAAGAUGGGAAACCAAAACUUACAGGAACCAAAUGCAGCCAUUAGUGACUGUAACAGAGCCAUAGAACUCAACCCUAACUUAGCCCAGCCUUACAAGUUGCGAGGAAAAGCACUCAAGCUUCUAGGGCUGUUAGAAGAAGCAGCCUGUGACCUGGCCUUGGCUUGCAAACUGAGUUGUAAUGAAGAUGCCAGGGAUAUAGUAAAGGAAGUUCAGGUGAGAAACCCAAAGAACUCUGAACACAAAACUAAAAAUGAGAAAAAUUACAAGUACAGAAUGACACUGGAGAGAGUAAAAAAAGCUCUGGCAAAAGGAAGCACUAAUAAGACAUUCCUGAGGGAUCAGGAAAAAGCUCAGAAGGAGGAGUCCAGUGAAGAAAGUGAGCUGGAGAUUGAUAAUGAAGGGGUGAUUGAACCCGACAGGGAUGAGCCCCAGGAGAUGGGAGAUGAAAAUCUAAAGGUAACAGGCGAAAUGACGAAUCAGGCCACAGAAAAGAAGAGGGAGGCCUUUGAUGCAAUGCGUAAAGGAGAACUUCAUAGAGCUGUUGAUUUAUUCACAGAUGCCAUCAAACUAAACCCCCGCCAUACAAUCUUAUAUGCUAAUCGAGCUAGUGUCUAUGUGCAGUUGCAGAAGCCAAAUGCUGCCAUUAGAGACUGUGACAGAGCCAUAAAAAUCAACCCUGACUCCGCACAGCCCUACAAAUGGCGAGGGAGAGCAUUCCGACUUCUGGGUUACUGGCAGGAGGCUGCCAAGGACCUCUCCUUGGCCUGUCAGCUGGAUUAUGAUGAAGAGACCAAUGCCAUUCUGAAAGAGGUACAACCAAGAGCACAGAAAAUCAUCCAACACUGGAGGAAGUAUGAGCAAAAGUGCAAGGAAGAUGAACUUAAGGAGCUAGCAAAAAGGAGGAAGAAAGUCUUGGAGGAGCAGGAAAGAGCUCAGAAAGACCUGGAAGAACUAGAGAUAGAUGAGAAAGCAGCCAUGGAAAAACAGGAGAAAGUUCAGGAGAAGGUAAUGAAAGAACCGGAGACAGCUGAGCAGAUAUUGCUAGGACAGGAGGAAACUCAACAGGAACCAGUGAAGGAACAAGACUCAAUUCAGCAGAUGGAUCUGGAGAAACAGUUGAUAGCUUUGCAGCUAGAGCUGGAAGAACAGUUGCAAAGUCAGCAGAUACAGCUGGAGGAAGAGGAGAGAGCUCUGCAGAAGUUGCUGAAGGAACAGGAGAGGACACAUAAGAAGGUGCUGGAAGAACAGGUGAGAACCCAGAUGAAGGCUCUGGAGGAACUGGAGAGAGCUCAACAACUGGCUUUGAAGGAACUGGGAAAAGCUCAGAAGAAGAUCUUAGAGGAUCAGGAGAAAGCUCAGAAGGCAAUUCUAGAAGAACAGGAGAAAGCUCAGAAGCAAUCCCAGGAGGAAAAGGAGAGGGCUGAGAAGGCCCUGGAGAAAUUGACAAGAGCUCAGAAAAUGGCCCUGGAGGAACUGGCAAUUGCUCAGAAAAAAGGCCUGGAAGAACAUGAAAGAGCACAGCAAAAGGCUUUGGUGGAGCAAAGGAAAGCUCAGAUGGCUAUGGAAGAACUGGAGAAAGCUCACAGGAAGCAAGAAAAAGCACAAAAAGAUGCCCUAGAGGAGCAGAGGAGAGCUCAGAAGACCUUAGAGGUACUAGAAAGAGAUCAGAGAAAAGCCAUGGAGGAGCAGAAGAGAGCUCAAAAGAAAGCCAUAGAGGAACAGGAAAAGGCCCAGAAAGCCCUGGAAGAAUUGGCAAGAGUUCAGCAGCAGACCCUAGAGGAAAAAGAGAGAGCUCAAAAGAAGGCCAUAGAGGAACAGGAAAAAGUCCAGAAAGCCCUGAAAGAAUUGGCAAGAGUUCAGAAAGAGGCCCUAGAAGAACAAGAGGGUGCUCAGAAGAAAGCUGUAGAGGAACAGAAGAGGGCUAAAAGGUCUCUGGAGGAAUUGGAGAGAGCUCAAAAAGAGGCCCUGGAGGAACUUGAGAGAGCUCAAAAAGAGGCCCUGGAGGAACAAGAAAGAGCUCAGAAGAAAUCUCUGGAGGAACAGGAGAAGACUAAAAAAGGCCUGGAAGAAUUGGAGAAAGCUCAGAAAAAGGCUUUGGAGGAACUGGAGAGAGCUCAGAAAGAGGCUCUGGAGGAACAAGAGAAAAUUCAGAAAAAAGCCCUAGAGGAACAGAUGAAGGCUCAGAAAACUAUGCAAGAACUGGUGAGAACUCAGAAAGAGGCUCUAGAUGAACAAGAGAGAGUUCAGAAGCAGGCUAUACAGGAACAGGACAGAGCUAAAAAGUCUAUGGAGGAACUGGAGAAAGCUCAGAAAAAGGCCUUGGAGGAGCUGCAGAAAGUUCAGAAAGAGGCCCUGGCGGAACAAGAGAAAGUUCAGAAGAAGGCCCUGGAGGAACAGAAGAUGGCUCAGAAAGCUCUGGAAAAACUAGAGAAAGCUCAGAAAAAGUCCCUAGAGGAGCUGGAGAGAGUUCGGAAAGGAGUCCUGGAUGAGCAAGAAAAAGCUCAGAAGACAACCCUGGAGGAACAUGAGAGAACUCAGAAAAAGGUUCCAGAGGAACAGGAGGAAACUCAGAAAGAGGCCCCAGGAGAACAUGAAAGAGUUCAUAAAAAUUUUUGUGAAGACCUGGAAAGAGUUCAGAAAAAGGACUUACAGGAAUGGGAGACAGCUCAUAAAAAGGUCUGUGUAGAACAGGAGCAAGAUCAGGAGAAAGACAUAGAAGAACAGGAUAGAGCCAUGGAGGAACAACUAGAAACUCAAAAAGAGCCAGAGAAUGCAACAAAAAGUUCAUUAAGACCUCUUGCAAAAUCCAUUUGGGACUAUUUUGAAUCAGGCUAGACUCAGAAGUCUGACCCAUUGCCUGAAUUUUUUCUGGAAUCCAGCAAACAUUAAUACAUACAGGAAUCAGUGCAUGCUACUGCAUUGUGUAAGUUUAGAGGUCAUGUACAACCACUGUUUCAUUAACAUUAAAACACAAAUGGAAAAAGUCUGUUCAUAUUCUUUUUUAUUUCUC